Messenger RNA from Aspergillus saccharolyticus JOP 1030-1, 525 nucleotides. RefSeq lists its product as uncharacterized. The record is from RefSeq and is a predicted model, not a curated record. Bases 1 to 525 code for a protein of 174 amino acids. The transcript is spliced from 2 exons. Lineage: Eukaryota; Fungi; Ascomycota; Eurotiomycetes; Eurotiales; Aspergillaceae.
AUGCCUCGCACCCGAAACAAUGCCCCUAUUAACCUCACGCAAACUUUCAACACUCACGCUGACAGGGUGACCUACUACAUUAAGAAUGAGGUUCACCCUGCACCAAACAACGACAAUGUCCUUGUCGGGAUCCGUCCAGGGGCUCGCAUUGUGCCUCUUGCCUCUGGGAAAGACGUAUUGAGGACUGCUAUAUGGAUGUCUCGCACUGCACGCACGCCCACCAUCAAUUCUGGCAUCACCACGGCAGCAGCGACACCAUCAGCUACCAUCACCACCAUACACAUUGGCACAGCGACAACCGAUUUAGCGAGCAGUAUACCUUCACCAGCACAGCCACCAUACACAAUGACCAUCGCCCACGAUCUCCUCGGCAGCGCUGUAAUCAUCAUACCUCCACCCAGACCUCCACCCGUUGCCGAGUCGGGGAGUCAGGGAACAUGUCUGAUCGCUUCGAAGUGGAAGUGGAUGUGGAUAUUUCUGGGGGACUUUGUUGUGCGUGAAACCGCCACUUUCUGCCUCUACUGA